Cloeon dipterum is the source of this 1635-nucleotide messenger RNA. It is a transcript of the gene Sps1, whose product is annotated as inactive selenide, water dikinase. Gene Ontology annotation, biological process: L-selenocysteine biosynthetic process. Gene Ontology annotation, molecular function: selenide, water dikinase activity; ATP binding. The transcript is spliced from 5 exons. Gene Ontology annotation, cellular component: cytoplasm. Lineage: Eukaryota; Metazoa; Arthropoda; Insecta; Ephemeroptera; Baetidae. The record is from RefSeq and is a predicted model, not a curated record.
GUCGGCUGCUGUAGCUCCUCGAAGUAAAGGGAGAACGCCAUUUUAUACAGUGUUGUCCGACUGGAGUCUUCGACUUGUGCAGAUCCAGCUAUACACAUGUUGUCCUUGCAGCAGGGUGCCGUGUCUUCGGACGUGCUCGCAGCCGCGCAGCUCGAGUUGGGGCACAACCCAAAUGCGUUGGCUCUGCGCCGUCCGUUCGAUCCUGUGGCACAUGAGUUGGACGCAAACUUCCGACUCACUCGUUUUGCUGAUCUCAAAGGAUGAGGGUGCAAGGUCCCUCAGGAGAUUCUUAUGAAACUCCUAGAGGGACUGCAGCAAGACGAGCACAGUGCCCAGGACAAUGACCACGCCCAUUUCAUGCUGAUGGCCAGCCCCAGGAUCGGAAUUGGCAUGGAUGCAUCUGUGACCCCACUAAGACAUGGAGGACUUUCCUUGGUUCAGUCCACCGACUUUUUCUACCCAAUUGUUGAUGACCCUUACAUGAUGGGCAAAAUUGCUUGUGCUAACACCCUUAGUGACCUGUACGCCAUGGGAGUGACCGAGUGCGACAACAUGCUGAUGCUCCUCGGCGUUUCCACAAAAAUGGCAGAGAAGGAGCGGGAUGUUGUCGUUCCCUUGAUGAUGCGGGGCUUCAAGGAUUCUGCUCUAGAGGCUGGUACAAGUGUCACCGGCGGCCAGACCGUCCUCAACCCUUGGUGCACAAUUGGCGGCGUUGCCACCACUGUUUGUCAGCCCAACGAAUACAUUGUACCAGACAAUGCGGUCGUUGGAGACGUCUUGGUGCUGACCAAACCCCUUGGAACCCAAGUUGCUGUUAGUGGUCACACGUGGCUGGACCAGGCAGACCGGUGGAACAGGAUCAAGCUUGUUGUGUCAGAGGAUGAUAUGAGGAAGGCUUAUCAACGUGCCACAGACUCGAUGGCGAGGCUUAACAGAAUUGCCGCCCGAUUGAUGCACAAAUACAAUGCACAUGGUGCCACCGAUGUGACUGGCUUCGGCCUGCUCGGACACGCGCAGAACCUGGCGCGGCACCAGAAGAAUGAGGUCUCCUUCGUAAUCCACAACCUGCCCGUGAUCGCCAAAAUGGCAGCCGUUGCUAAAGCGUGUGGCAACAUGUUCCAACUCUUGCAAGGUCACUCGCCAGAGACCUCUGGAGGUCUGCUCAUCUGCCUACCGAGAGAGCAAGCCGCCGCUUACUGCAAGGACAUCGAGAAACAAGAGGGUUACCAGGCGUGGAUCAUCGGCAUCGUGGAGAAGGGCUCGCGCACAGCGCGCAUCAUAGACAAGCCGAGAGUCAUCGAAGUGCCAGCUAAGGAGAAGGACGGCGAGCUCUGGUAGAGCGAGCGAUUCCCAGGUGAAAGGCAGCCGGCCCCGAACUUGAAGGCACACAGCUCGGGGACGCCUCCCUUUGCCUCAUUCACUCACUCUUCUGCGUUAUUCCUCGAUUGGUUGUGAGCCAUCGGUGACACAAGCAACCUAACAUUACAUUUAUUUUUAUUUAACGAGAGUUAUAUAGAUUCAGAAAUUCCUUUUCACUGCUUGAGCUAUUGGUUUUUUAAGAAAACUUGGAAAAUAAUAUGUCUGGAUCACUAUUACAUCUGAGAAUCAAUAAAUUCUGGCGGUUUUAAGAAGAAA